Molecule: messenger RNA, 1075 nt
Organism: Vitrella brassicaformis
Lineage: Eukaryota; Vitrellaceae
Source: the annotation of a GenBank genome assembly
CAUCACGGCAGUGAACGCGCCGCGCACACACCACACACCACACCCGCCACACACAGGCAAGGCGCGCGGGAGGGCAUCCAUCCAUCCAUCUACGCCUUGCCCUUCUUGCCCUUCUUGCCGCCGCCGCCCCCCUCACCACCGCCAGCCUCCUGGCCGCCGCCCUCCAUGUCCUAAAAGCAAAGCAACCACAGACACGGACACAGACGGCAGAUGAGAUGGAAUGGCAUAGACGACACCAUGUGCGCUGACCAGGCCGACCAUCUAUCUACGCUAUGUGAGUGAUGUGCCCUAGUUAGGUCACUCUCUCACUCACCUUCUUGUAGGUGAGUCCGCACUUGCCGCAGUAGAAGCGGUCGAAGUGGUUUGCGAAGAAAAUGCCGCUGCCGCAGAUCUCGGCGGGGCACUCCUUCCGCAGACGGGAAACCUUGCCCGCGUUGUCCACCUUGUAGUACUUCAAAAUCGCCAACUUCACCUGCACAACCACAACCACACACAGACAGACAACACAGAGAGAGAAAGAGAGGUGAGCACGUCUGUCUGUCUGGCGGAUGACCGACCGACCUUCUUCUUUUUGUGUUUUGGUUUCUUUGGUUUGGUGUAGGUCUUCUUCUUCCGCUUCUUGCCGCCGCCCAACAGAUCUCCCGUCACCACAAACAGGGUCGCCUCCUGCACACAGCACAACACAAACCAACCAACCACACAGCUCACAGUGUGUAGGUGAGGGUCUCGUGUGUGUGGAGUGAAUACGGACAGACCAACCCCAGCCCACCCACCUGUUGGAUGCCGUAGUCGGCGAGAGUGAAGUCAUCCUCGAGCUGAGAGAAGGAGCCAUAAACCAGCCUCUGCUCACACACGGGGAUGCCUGAACCAAACACAGCCACAGCACAGCAGACGUCAUGCCCGCGUGCCACCACUCCCUCCCUCCCUCCCUCCCCACCGACCGUAGGUGCUCUCGAGGGUCCCCUUGAUGUGGGCGAUGGUGGUGUCGGCGGUCACAUCCACCGGCAGGGUCUCGCCGCCACACCCACGGACAAAGAUCUGCGCCAUUCUGGAGCCAAUUGCGCUGGGAUCUGGG